This is a messenger RNA of Closterium sp. NIES-67, 597 nucleotides long. Lineage: Eukaryota; Viridiplantae; Streptophyta; Zygnematophyceae; Desmidiales; Closteriaceae. The record is from the annotation of a GenBank genome assembly.
AAGGAGAGACACCAAUGGCUUCUGGAAGUCAGGAAUCAGGAUGGUGCUGUAUUGUGCAGGAGUCGGGUCGGGAGGGAGUCAGGUCAGGAGUGGAGAGUGGGGAGUGGGGAGACUCGGAACGGCGAUUACUGGUGCGACGAGCGAGAGGCGAGGAGAGAAGGUUGGACGGAGAGUCAAGACGCGAGACAACACUGGGAAUUGGCUGGCCUGGCGGGGCAACCAACAAGCAAUUCUCGAGGCGGCUCGAGGGGUGGGGGAGUUUUCGACAAGGAUGUUUGCUGGCGACGUGGAUGCGAUCAGGUAACCCUAAGGCCUAUGUUACACUGGUGGAGCGCGAGGCGCAUUUUGUGUGUGUGCUUGCACAGUGGGGCGAACGAAGUGUUCCAGGCUGGCGAAGGCCUACGAUGGUACAGUUGUAGCGUAACAUGAGGGGCUAGGAUUUGCUGGCCACGCGCUUUCAGGUUGCGUGCUUCACUGGCAAAUGGCUGCCACACUCCUCAAGUCAACCUCCAUCAGGUGAAACCAAGGUUGGUUUGCGAUGAUGACGAAAGAAAUGUACUAUAAUAUCUAACGGAAGAAUAUAUCAGGAUUGAAGUG